Messenger RNA from Oldenlandia corymbosa var. corymbosa, 657 nucleotides. The record is from the annotation of a GenBank genome assembly. NCBI's taxonomy places the organism in Eukaryota, Viridiplantae, Streptophyta, Magnoliopsida, Gentianales, Rubiaceae.
AUGGCUGCUGCUGCAUCCACCAUGGCCAGCCAACUCCAGACCAGCCUUGCUUCUUCCUUGACCACUAAACUCGCCACCCCAAAGGGCAUCUCCGGUGCUCCCUUCAGAGUCUUGCCGUCUACUAGAAAGUCCUCCUUCACCAUCAAGGCCAUCCAAUCCGAAAAGCCCACUUACCAAGUCAUUCAGCCGUUGAACGGAGACCCCUUCAUCGGAAGUCUUGAGACUCCGAUUACAUCCAGCCCACUCAUCGCGUGGUACCUUUCCAACCUUCCGGCCUACCGGACGGCGGUGAGCCCUCUCCUGAGGGGAAUUGAGGUCGGAUUAGCCCACGGGUACCUCUUGGUUGGGCCGUUCGUGAUGACUGGCCCACUCAGGAACACCGACAUUAAAGGGCCGGCGGGUUCGCUUGCCGCUGCUGGGCUGGUGGUGAUCUUGAGCCUCUGCUUGACCAUCUAUGGAGUUUCGUCGUUCAAGGAAGGUGAGCCUUCAAUUGCUCCGUCGUUGACUUUGACCGGACGGAAGAAGCAGCCCGACCCGUUGCAGACCGCUGAAGGGUGGGCCAAGUUCACCGGCGGGUUCUUUUUCGGUGGCAUCUCCGGUGUCAUCUGGGCUUACUUCCUUCUUUAUGUACUUGACCUUCCUUACUACUUCAAGUAA